AUGGUAUCUACUCCAGCAUACACAGCACGGGCAAUCCUCGAUGCGUUUUACGAAGCAGAACGGGCAUACAUGUCUGCUGCCCCCGAAGCCCGAGAUUUUUCUGGCAUCGCCGCCACGCUCGCACCUGAUGUCCGUCUAGAGCAGACCUCCGCCCUCCCGUACGCCGGCGUCUACAUCGGACCUAAAGGAUUCCAGGACUGGAGCACUCGUAUGGGGGACUACUUUGAUAUUGUGGACGUCCAGAACCCUGAGAUCUUUGAGCGCUCUGGAUCUGACCGUGUUGUGGUGCUAUCGAAUGUUCACUUCAGGGUGCGAUCCACCGGACAAGUGAUGGAUUUUCCGUUCUGUCAGGCCUUUACUAUGGACCUAGAGAAGGGGGUCAUCCUGGAACUCAGGCCAUUCUACUGGGAUGUGGCUGCAGUCAAUACGGCGCUAGGGUGUUAG
Penicillium expansum is the source of this 444-nucleotide messenger RNA. RefSeq names its product nuclear transport factor 2 family protein. The record is from RefSeq and is a predicted model, not a curated record. NCBI's taxonomy places the organism in Eukaryota, Fungi, Ascomycota, Eurotiomycetes, Eurotiales, Aspergillaceae. Bases 1 to 444 code for a protein of 147 amino acids. The transcript has a single exon.